Beta vulgaris subsp. vulgaris (sugar beet) is the source of this 1890-nucleotide messenger RNA. RefSeq lists its product as hypothetical. Bases 104 to 1603 code for a protein of 499 amino acids. The record is from RefSeq and is a predicted model, not a curated record. Gene Ontology annotation, molecular function: calcium ion binding. Gene Ontology annotation, biological process: endoplasmic reticulum calcium ion homeostasis. Gene Ontology annotation, cellular component: endoplasmic reticulum. NCBI's taxonomy places the organism in Eukaryota, Viridiplantae, Streptophyta, Magnoliopsida, Caryophyllales, Amaranthaceae. The transcript has 3 exons.
GUAAUUCGAUAGCGCUCUCUCUCUUUGGUUGGCAAUCAUCUUCUCUCUCUAGUCUCUAGUCUCUAGUCUCUAGUCUCUCGUCUCAAAUCUCAAGUUGUCAACCAUGGCGAAACGAUCGACGAGUUCUCUAUGGUUCACACCAGUAAGCUCUAUGUUACUCCCCCGAAACGGUGACGCAAUCUGCUACACUCUGGCUCUUCUUUCUCUCCUCUCCCUCCUCCUCCACCACCUCUCUCUCUCCACUCUGGCCUCUCCUCCUCCGCCUCACUUCGAAGGCUUCGGCGAUGAAUUCGAUGACACCCUCGACGAACCACCGAUUCAACUCACCGAUCUCCCUCCUUCUCCCACUUUGACUCAGUCCGAUUCCCAAACUCACCAUGGCCCACCUCCUCCUCCAUCAGAUCCUCAAUCUCAAUCUCAAUCUCAAUCUCAAUCUCAAUCUCUAUCCCCCGGUUCUUCUCCUUCCCAAUUCGAGUACUGGGAUGAAGAUGAAUUUGAAGGUCUUCCCAUCCCCACUACUGAAUACGAAACCACGAAGAAAAGCUCUGAAACCCAAGAAGAGAAAAGCUUUGAAACCCAAGACGAGGUGCCGGGGCCGUCUCCGUCGUUGGUAUCGUUAUACUGGAUUGAGAUCACGUGUUUGAGUUUCUUGAUUGUGUUCGGGAUUAAUUACUUUACUGGGAAGAGAGAGAACGAGAAUUUGGCUUUAGCUUGGGCGGCGAAAUUCGGGACCAAGGAGAGUAUCUUCGAGAAGAAUUUUUCUUUGCUUGGGGUCGGCGAGGGUGAAGAUUCACCGUUGUUGUUGAAAGAAGGGCAGAAUGUGUUUAAGUUCUAUGCCAGUGGUAGGCGUUACUGCCAAGGCCUUUUAGCCACCAUGGAGUUGAAGAGCAGGCAUGAUUUGAUAUCAAGGAUUUACAAUGCUGUUGUGCCGUGCAAGGAUGAGAUUCAUCUCGAGGUUUAUAUGAACGAUGAAGCUAUGGAUCAGGUCGUUUUCGCUGUUGCCAGGAAGAAGCCGGCUAAAGCUAUGCUUAAGGAGUUGCCGGAUCUUCAGAAGUUUUCUUCUUUGAUGUCCCCACCAAGUAAUAAGAAGUGGGUUCCUGAAGACUUGAGUAUUAUCUCUGAGUCUAAGGAGGUUGCUGCUGAUUUAAUCACUGAGGUAGUGCUUGAUCAGGUAUUGGGAGAGAAAUCAUUUGAGAAGUUUGGGAAGUAUUUUAUCUCGAUGCAUUUCUCAGAUCAACUAUCAGGAAUCCAUAAAAAGAAAUUGAUGUUUAAGUUUGCUCUACCAGAUCAUAAAAACAUGGCUGACAUGACUCGGCUUGUGGCUUUGGUGCCAUAUUACAUUGAUUUGAUUGGACGAUACAAAUUGAGUUCACAGGCACGUUCAAAAACUGAUGCAACCAGAGUCAAGGCUGCUCUAGAGGCAUACAAAGAAUUGCAGAAUGCUAGGCAAGAGUCCAUGCAGAGGAAGAAAGUAGAGAGGAGGAAGAUGCUCGAGGAGGCUGAGGCAAAGUUGAGUGCUGAGGCCAUUCGCAAAAAAGAUGCGAAAGAACGCUCUCGUCAGAUGAAAAAAGGAAUGCCAAAAAUGAAGAUGACUCGUGCAUAAAAUUUGAAGUCCCGUUGGGUAAUGUUAUCCUAUAAAUCAUGCCAUCAUUUGUAUGUCACUGAUUGCUGGUGCUUCGUUUCUCGAUAGAAUAACUUUCCUUUGUUAUCUGAUCACUUAUUUACUUGAAGAUGUAUGAGCAACAACUUACAUUACAACAUCUACUGUUCUUUCCGAUGUUGUCAGAUUACCGUCCGUAGUUUUUAGGGUGUAUUUGGAAUGUAGUCACAAAUUAGUAUGUUUUGACUUAAGCAGCUGUUUUAUUAACUUCCAAAGCAGAACUUUCUCAA